AUGGUUGAUAGUGCGCUGGCAGAAUAUCUCACUGGCUCCGAACUUGGAAAGGUAGUUUUUGUUGGGACGAAGCGUGGUUGGCUGUCCGUAACUUGGGCCCACCUAGCAGCGCAAUCUCCCAAAAAUUCGCUCACAACACCCACGUUGUUGCCACGUCAAGCCGGCGCCGAGUCCUGGAGCCAUGACAACGAAGAAGACGACGGCGACGACGACGACGACGACGCGAACAACAAUGACGAUGAUGAUGGUAAAGAAGAAAACAAGGCAACAAAAACAAAAAUCGCCGUGCUCGGAUCCAGUGCUUGCCCGUACAGAUACGCAAUAUUAACGGGUAUCAGCGGAAGAUUUGAGAUGCAGGUAGACGGGAGGUCGGCAGAUGUCGACCAAACAGUUGCCGUGGAGAGAUUUGCGACAUGUGGAGAAGCACCGUGGCGGUGCAGUACCAAUAAGUAUGUACUCGCGUGCGAAUGCAUUGUGCUGGCGCAGAUCCGUGGAGGCAAUGGAAGCUACAAGGGACGCCGUUGCGUGCAUUGUGCUCCACAGAUCGUAUUACCAGCGCCAGACGGAACAGUGGAUCGCAAGAAAUGA
Bipolaris oryzae ATCC 44560 is the source of this 588-nucleotide messenger RNA. RefSeq lists its product as uncharacterized. NCBI's taxonomy places the organism in Eukaryota, Fungi, Ascomycota, Dothideomycetes, Pleosporales, Pleosporaceae. The record is from RefSeq and is a predicted model, not a curated record. The coding region runs from base 1 to 588 and encodes 195 amino acids. The transcript is spliced from 5 exons.